AACAAACUAAAACAAACGCCCGCUGGUCUGAUCUCCAGUCUUAGUUUAGCAUGCUAUUAAAAUUCCAAACGGUUACUAAACAUAAUUGAUAUUUUUUUACUGUUUUAGGCCUGAAGAUUUACAUCGUAUCCGAGUGGAACAUAUGGAAAGGCAAUUGGCAAAUCUUACUGGGCUUGUACAGAAGGCUUUAACCCAGAAACCUUCGACGGUAAUAAGCAGUGCUCAAAACAAUUUGGGUGCACAAUAUCGAGCAGACAAAUCGGUUUCUUUUGAAAAGUCCGUUUCAUUCAGCGAUGAUAUACAAGGAGAAUCGAAAACCUACACACCAUUGAGUUCAGCUGAAACGAAACCGUCAAAACCUGCUAUAAAAUCAUCCACAUUGCCGAGAACAUCCUCACAAGAACGCGACCAUACGAAGACACCUCAGCCAUCAAGACAGUCGGCCUUUGCAGCAAAUCAGUUUAAUGCAGAUCUAUCACUUGCACCUGAAGUUUAUAACAAUUUGCGAGGACUGCAAAAGAAAACCAGAGAUCUUCGAAUGGAAGUUAGAUCUAUAAGGCGUUUGACUCAAACGCAGGCUAUAGCAAUUCGUGAAGAUAUUAAAGACACAUUCAUGAAGAUAAGAGCAACUUUACUGUCUAGUAGUAAUAAUCUGUUGGGACGUUCUGAUCAAGAGAGAGAAAACCUUACAAGAGAAGAAGAGAUUUACAAGCAAGAAGUAAUACGUUUAGAAAAAGAUCUGAGUGAUCUUGAAUCAUCAGUGGAAGGAUUACGAGGAGAAGUUAUUAAUCGUCGUUCUCGUUAAAACGGUGGCUGAGCUAAAAAUACGUUUUCCAAGAUUACACCAAGAUUUGCGAUCAUUUUUAUCGGUAGAUAUGGAAAGAUUAUGCAGAGAAGAAAUGUUUUUAAAGGAGGAGCCAGAACGACUCGAAUCAGCAUUAAG
Molecule: messenger RNA, 943 nt
Organism: Culex pipiens pallens (northern house mosquito)
Lineage: Eukaryota; Metazoa; Arthropoda; Insecta; Diptera; Culicidae
Product: coiled-coil domain-containing protein AGAP005037
Exons: 6
Coding region: 143-805 (220 amino acids)
Cellular component (GO): cytoplasm
Source: RefSeq, a predicted model, not a curated record